Messenger RNA from Elephantulus edwardii (Cape elephant shrew), 945 nucleotides. RefSeq names its product olfactory receptor 1Q1-like. Gene Ontology annotation, molecular function: olfactory receptor activity; G protein-coupled receptor activity. The coding region runs from base 1 to 945 and encodes 314 amino acids. Gene Ontology annotation, biological process: G protein-coupled receptor signaling pathway. Gene Ontology annotation, cellular component: membrane. The transcript has a single exon. The record is from RefSeq and is a predicted model, not a curated record. NCBI's taxonomy places the organism in Eukaryota, Metazoa, Chordata, Mammalia, Macroscelidea, Macroscelididae.
AUGGAUGAAACCAACUCAACCAGUGUGUCCCAUUUUGUUCUCUUGGGCAUUUCUACCCACCCAGAGGAACAGAUUCCACUCUUCCUUCUUUUCCUAUUCAUGUAUAUAAUCAAUAUUUCUGGGAACUUUACUAUUAUCACAUUGAUUAUCUCUUCUCCACACCUCCACACUCCCAUGUACAUCCUCCUCAGUAACCUGGCCUUGGCAGAUAUCUGUUUCACCUCUACCACAGUACCCAAAAUGCUGCAGAACAUUUUCUCUACUACAAAGACCAUUUCCUACAUGGGUUGCUUAACCCAGACAUAUUUCUUCAUUUGUUUUGCUGCCAUGGAAAACUUCCUCCUGGCUGUGAUGGCAUAUGACAGGCACAUUGCCAUCUGCCACCCCUUCCGCUACUCUGUGAUUUUGACCAGAAUGCUGUGUGCACAGAUGGUGGCUGUGUGCCAUGUCCUCGCCCACCUUCAUGCACUGCUGCACACUGUUCUCAUGGGCAGACUGACCUUCUGUGAUGAUAACAAGAUCCCCCACUUCUUCUGUGACCUCUACCCUCUGAUGAAGAUCUCCUGUUCUAGCACCCACCUCAACACCCUGAUGAUUCAAACAGAGGGUGUGAUUAUUAUCAAUGGAGCUUUGAUCUUCAUCAUUGCUUCCUACGUCUGUAUCAUCACAGCAGUCCUCCGGAUUCCCUCGGCCAAUGGCAAGUGGAAAGCUUUUUCUACCUGUGGAUCCCACCUCACCGUGGUGGCCAUAUUUUAUGGCACUCUCACAUGGGUCUACUUCCGACCUCUUUCCAGCUACUCUGUGGCCCAGGCUCGAAUUGUGACUGUCAUGUACACAGUGGUGACACCCAUGCUGAAUCCCUUCAUCUAUAGCCUGAGGAAUGGGGAUGUCAAAGGAGCCUUCAGGAAACUGAUGAGCAGAAUAUGGGCUUUUUUCUUUGUAUAA